Messenger RNA from Heterobasidion irregulare TC 32-1, 736 nucleotides. Its product is annotated as copper transporter. The record is from RefSeq and is a predicted model, not a curated record. NCBI's taxonomy places the organism in Eukaryota, Fungi, Basidiomycota, Agaricomycetes, Russulales, Bondarzewiaceae. The coding region runs from base 39 to 587 and encodes 182 amino acids. The transcript has 3 exons. Gene Ontology annotation, biological process: intracellular copper ion homeostasis; copper ion transmembrane transport. Gene Ontology annotation, cellular component: plasma membrane. Gene Ontology annotation, molecular function: copper ion transmembrane transporter activity.
UGGUCUAUCAUUCCUUUCACUAGGAGACAUUCACAGAAAUGUCAAACUCUACCUCGUCAGUUGAAGUUUUGAUGACCCCGUACCUCCAUUUCGUCGGAGGCGACUACUUGCUUUUCAAGUCUUUGCGACCUGCCUCGCACGGUGCCAUUGCCGGGGCUUGUAUUGUACUUGUCCUCCUAUCGAUAUUUGAGCGAUUGCUUGCGGCAGGACGUGGUAUUAUGGAGGAUCAUUGGAAGCAAAGGAUCCUUGCCAUGACUUCGCAUCGCUUUGCGAGACCGACAUCCGACGCUGGAUUAGAUAGCGACGGGAGCAGCGAAGGCAAGGAGAAAGUAGCUGCAGGCAUCGAGCAAGUCCUGCUCAAGUCGGCCAGUAGUCGACCUGACCUUCGCAGAGCUCGCCUUAUCGCCCCCUUCAUUCCUUCCCAUGACUUGACUCGUGGCGCUUUGUAUACCCUUCAGGCGCUCCUGUCGUAUGCUCUCAUGUUGGUCGUCAUGACAUUUCAGGCUGCAUACAUCAUUGCGAUCAUCGUGGGAUUGGGUACAGGAGAAAUCUUGUUUGGCCGCUUCAGCGGGCACUCCGUCCACUAAAUGAGGCUUGAUUGUUUGAAUGGGCACCCACGACGAUAAACUUAUACGACAAGAGACAUGGGAUGUUUUCUCGAGAUUCAAUAAGGAUUAUCUGCAUGUAUACCUUGUACGAGCUGUUGCAGUGGAUUUGGAUGCUAUUUUUUGUCUUG